GGCCCCUGCGCCUGCUCCUAGCCAUGGUGGCCUGGCGCACCGCUUUCCUCGUUUGCCUCGUUUUCUCCUUGGCCACCCUGGUCCAGAGAGAACUGGCUGAUUUAGAUGGCAAAGUCAAACAGAUAUGGACCUGGUACUAUUCCUUGAAAUUGCCAUGUAGCCCAAGACAGAAAUCUCCUGUUUUCUGCAGAAACAGAAACCACGGAUAUGGAGACUUGGAUGAUUUUAAUCUGGAGGAUGCACUGAAAGAAACUUCCUCAGUGAAGCAGAGAUGGGACCACUUCAGCACCACAACUAGAAGGCCAGGAACAACCAGAGCUCCAGCAAAUCCAGCAGGGAGAUGGGACCAUGUUGCCACAACCACAACUAGAAGGCCAGGAACAACUAGAGCACCACCAAAUCCUGUGGAACCAGAUGAUUUAAACUUGGCUGAUGCCUUGGAUGAUCAAAAUGUUAUAGAUGGCGGCAAAAAACCAAAUGUAGGAGAAGGAGGAGGUUUGUCAGACAAGGAUCUUGAGGACAUACUGGGAGGUGGGGAAUACAAACCUGAUAAGAAUAAAGGUGGUGGUGGUUAUGGCAGCAAUGAUGACCCUGGAUCUGGCAUGUCAACAGAAACUGGCACCAUUGCAGGUGUUGCCAGUGCCCUGGCGAUGGCCCUGAUUGGAGCUGUAUCCAGCUACAUCUCCUACCAGCAGAAGAAGUUUUGCUUCAGCAUUCAGCAUGCAGCAGAAGGGCAAGAGGGCCUCAAUGCAGACUACGUGAAGGGGGAGAACCUGGAAGCCGUUGUGUGUGAAGAACCCCAAGUGACAUACUCAAUACAAGAAACGCAGUCUGCAGAGCCUCCACCACCAGAGCCGCCCCGGAUCUGAGGCCCUGUUCAGUGGCAGGUUCACAGAAAGGGUACCACUGCUUGUGACCCAGCUCCAGAUUUCAUUUGCUGACCCUUCCCUCAAGUUUCUUCCCAUGCCACUGGCUUCUUAUUGUGCUGAGUUUUCUGGACAA
Peromyscus maniculatus bairdii (prairie deer mouse) is the source of this 1002-nucleotide messenger RNA. Lineage: Eukaryota; Metazoa; Chordata; Mammalia; Rodentia; Cricetidae. The record is from RefSeq and is a predicted model, not a curated record.